This is a messenger RNA of Vombatus ursinus (common wombat), 614 nucleotides long. RefSeq names its product sex-determining region Y protein-like. Bases 1 to 609 code for a protein of 202 amino acids. The transcript has a single exon. Gene Ontology annotation, biological process: anatomical structure morphogenesis; cell differentiation; regulation of DNA-templated transcription. Gene Ontology annotation, molecular function: DNA-binding transcription factor activity, RNA polymerase II-specific; RNA polymerase II cis-regulatory region sequence-specific DNA binding. Lineage: Eukaryota; Metazoa; Chordata; Mammalia; Diprotodontia; Vombatidae. The record is from RefSeq and is a predicted model, not a curated record.
AUGUAUAGCUUCUUGGAGGUAAAAAGUUCUUUUGUGGACUUAGAGGUUAGUGAGUCGAUAAAAAGUGGAUUGUGCAGUACGAGUCGGGUGAAGAGGCCUAUGAAUGCUUUUAUGGUAUGGUCAAGGAGUCAGCGGCGCAAAGUUGCCCUGGAAAAGCCCAAAAUGCACGACUCGGAAAUCAGUAAACAUUUAGGGUUUACUUGGAAGCUGCUGUCAGACAACGAGAAGCAACCGUUCGUUGAUGAGGCCAAACGGUUGCGCGCUAAACACAGGGAACAGUAUCCGGAUUAUAAAUACCAGCCCCGUCGGAAAUCUGGGGAAAAGUUUCCCAAGAAUCACUUGAGAAACGAUUCACUGAUACACAAACAGCACGAACACCUAACACAGAUCUAUGAAAAUACAACGUUGGUUCCUGAAAUCUCCAAUUUCAACUAUGCACAGCAGUCCUGCGCUGUAACUCCAGCCACGUGCCUGGACAACUGGAUUAAUACAAAUCUACCUGAACAAGAAAACAUAGAAAUUUGGCAGAGUAGCUGUUUUCAGAAUUCCUGUACUGCGGUAAAUAAUACUAACUCAUAUAUGAAACUCGAAACUGCUGAGAAUUCCUAAAGUUG